GUCUACGAAAUUGUGCGUUGCCCUGUUGUGCGUGCACCAGUGCAGGAAGUUUCUGACCACCAAUUUCCAAACAUUUCCAUGAAAUGCAAAAUUCUCCCUUUUAUAUUAUUAAACAAUUGGCUCAGUCCUUACCUCUCAAUCCGUUUAAACGACGUAGAUUUUCCAGUGAUUUACAAUGUUUGAAAAACACUCGCUAUAAAUGGAGUUUGUAUGAUAAAGGGUAUCUUGAAUAUCACUUGUGAAAUUUUUAAGGAUAACUGAUAAUGAUCCAGAUAAAACGUCCAUAAUUUUAUUCCCAGGACAAGGAUCUCAUUUUGUCGGGAUGGGUAAAGAUCUUAUAAAAUUACCAAAGAUAAAGCAAAUGUUUCAAUGUGCUAAUGAAAUAUUAAGAACCGAUAUUCUUCGUACUUGUCUUGAGGGUCCUGCUUCGAAAUUAUCGAAAACCAUCCAUUGUCAACCUGCUACUUUCAUAAUUUCCCUAGCAGCCCUUGUGAAGCUUCGAGAAGAAAAUGACGAGUUAAUUAGGAAUUGCGUGGCUACAGCAGGGUUUAGUCUUGGCGAGAUCAGUGCUUUAGUGUUUUCGGGUGCCCUGACAUUUGAAGAAGGUCUGCACAUCAUUCGUGUCCGAGCAGAAGCCAUGCAGAAAGCUUGUGAUGAGAAAGCUGGAGCAAUGAUGACCGUUUUCCUUAAUCCUGGAUCCCCAUUAAAUCUUGGAAUAGCAGCAGCUAUCAAUCAUUGUGAGGUUCGCCACAAUAUCCAAGACCCUUGUUGCAAAAUCGCUAAUUAUUUAUAUCCAGAUUGCAAAGUUAUCGCUGGAAAUAAAGAGGCGAUUGACUUUAUUGAAGAUAAUGGUAGUCAAUUUGGAAUACGUCGAACUAAACGCUUAUCAGUCAAUGGAGCUUUUCAUACUCCUCUAAUGUCCUCUGCCCGGAAAGUAAUUGCUAAUUCAUUAGACAGGAUGGAAGAUUUUCAGGAGCCCUCGAUACCUGUUAUUAGUGCUUUAGACGUGCUACCAUAUAGAAGUACAACGAAUAUUAAGCGGAAACUUGCUAUGCAGAUUGUCCGUCCUGUAAAAUGGGAACAAACGUUAUACGCACUAUAUGAUCGUCCACUAGAUGUCCCUUUCCCUCGCACAAUUGAACCUGGUCCUGGUCGUCAACUUGGUGCUAUGUUGAGAAUGGUCAGUCGUAGAGCAUUUGAUGGUUACAAUGCUGUGGAUGUAUAAGCAUAUCAUCUCUAGUUUGCAUUUAAUUUAUACCCAUGUAUAUACUAAUAAACUUGUACAGUUAAUUGAAAUAUACAGAAUAAACUUGAGAAUUUUAUUUGGGCAUAAAUAAUUUAGCAAUGUAAUAUUUUUUAGAAAUACAGUUUAUUCAUGAUUUAUUUUCCUUUCGCCUUUAUAAGUUACGAUAUUCUUUUCAGUUUCCCAUAUUUUAACUUUGUAAAGUAAAUGAUUUGGGAUAGCGUUAACCAACUGUGUCCAUAUGAAGACUGCUAAGUUUUCUGUAGUUGACACAAUACUAUUCUUUUUAAAGUAUUCAACAUCUUCAUCAAUAUUUUUAUGGUCUAAUAGGUCAAGAACAUGUUUUUGAAUGAUUGAUUUCAAGUCACUUAUGUUCAUAACCAUACCAGUUCUCUGAUCUAUAGGUCCUCGUACAGUGAUUUCUAGUUUGUAAUUAUGACCAUGUCCCAUAGGAUUGUUACACUUUUGAAAUGUUCUAACAUUUUCUUCAUUACUAAGAUCACGUGAAUGAAGACGAUGACAGGCGGAGAAUGAUUCUACUCUAGUGAGGUAACAUAGAGUACUCAUCUGUGAAGUAUUGCAUGUAUAUAGUC
Messenger RNA from Schistosoma turkestanicum, 1836 nucleotides. The record is from the annotation of a GenBank genome assembly. Lineage: Eukaryota; Metazoa; Platyhelminthes; Trematoda; Strigeidida; Schistosomatidae.